This is a messenger RNA of Cutaneotrichosporon cavernicola, 2820 nucleotides long. RefSeq lists its product as uncharacterized. Gene Ontology annotation, molecular function: protein binding. Bases 1 to 2820 code for a protein of 939 amino acids. NCBI's taxonomy places the organism in Eukaryota, Fungi, Basidiomycota, Tremellomycetes, Trichosporonales, Trichosporonaceae. The record is from RefSeq and is a predicted model, not a curated record. The transcript is spliced from 3 exons.
AUGCAAGACGCAGUCGUCGAGACAGUUGUAACUCACACGCGGCGAACAACGACGUCGUUUGCACCCAUUCCAUUACCUCGUAUCCCCAUCCCAGAGUCGGUACCCAUGCCCUCUCAUCUCACAUGGGAGGAGGGGUAUCCACUCGCCGCUGAACCGACGCCGGACGAGCUCAAGUUUAUCGAGCUCAAGCUAGGCGACCGGAAAGUCAUCGUCCAGGAGGACGGUCACGUCCUACCUGCCGACCAGGUGCUUCGGAAGACGCUAAGCGGCCCAGGCUGGACACGCGAGCUCUCUUCCGUGGCUACCGAGCCUGAGCGCGUCGAGCACAUCGACCACGCGGUGGAGAUGGGCUUCAUGCAGUACAUCACGGCCAAGGGAAAGGAGAAGGAGACCGGGGGCAACAAGAGGCCUCACGACCCGAGCACACCCAUGCCCGUCGAUUCGGCGACGAUGCGCCCACGCUCCCCGCCCCGCAAGAAAAUCCGGCCUAGCGAGGGCAUGAUGAUGGACGACGGCGUGCCGGUCUCACCACCUUCCUCGCCAGACGACGAGAGCAUGUUCAAGGCCGAGUCACCGCAGAUCGGUUCGGGGUUCGAGAUGGCUGCGUUGUUUUCCCUCCCAGCGCUCCUCACGCACUUUGAGAAGCUGCCCGACAAGGUCCAGCAGCACGUGCUCAUGCACAUGUUCCGACGGUCACGAAUGCCCACGAUCCAGGCCAUCUCUGCAUUCGCCUCGACUGCGCUCAAGCGCGACUUUAUCACGCUCCUGCCCCACGAGAUUGCGGUGCAGGUGCUCAAGAAGCUCGACGUCAAGAGCCUCUCAGUAGCCGCCAACGUCAGCAAAGCAUGGCGCAAGAAGAUCGACCAGGAGCGCUCUGUCUGGCGGACACGUCUUGUCGAAGAUGGGCUAUGGUACGGUCACGGGGUUGAGGACGAGGAGGAGCAGAGCAUCCGCCGCCGCUACGAGGCGCUCGACCGGAGGGGCGGCAAGCGGCGCGUGUCCAAGGCCGGCACCCCGAGCGAGGACGAGCCGAUGUCGGUCGACCGACCAGCUAUGUUUGAGCGGUCCUCCCCAGUCCAGCAGCUGGAGCGCGCGACCCCCCUCAAGCACGUUUACCGAAGGCGGUUCACCAGCGAUCGCAACUGGCUCCAUGCGACGCCGCAGCACACGACGUUUGCCGGCCACGGCACCAACGUCGUCACGUGCGUUCAGUUUGACGAGGACAAGAUCGUGUCCGCGUCCGACGACCACUCGAUCAACAUCUACGACACGGAGACAGGGGCCUUACGGAAGCGCCUGGACGGGCACGAGGGCGGCGUGUGGGCGCUCGAGUACAAAGGCGACACGCUCGUGUCGGGUUCAACGGACCGCACCGUCCGCAUCUGGGACCUGGAGGACUUGGUGCAGACGCACACGUUCGCUGGUCACACUUCGACUGUACGCUGCCUUCAGAUCGUCGAGCCUGUGUACGACGAGGUGACCGGCGAGUUCCAGCCGCCUUACCCGCUCAUCAUCACUGGGUCGCGCGACGCUUCUCUGCGCGUCUGGAAGCUCCCCAAGAAGGGCGAGCCGGCUUACAAUGGCGCAGGGAACAACAGCCAGCCUCCUCCCCCUGAUGAGAACCCAUUCCACGUGCACCACCUCGAGGGCCACGGCGAGGCUGUCCGCGCGCUCGCGGCGCACGGCAGAAUUUGCGUCUCCGGCUCAUAUGACAAGACGGUGCGCGUAUGGGACAUUGUCAAGGGCACGUGUAUCCACGUGCUGCAUGGGCAUGAGGCGAAGGUGUACUCCAUCGUGUACGACAAGUACCGCAACCGCUGUGCGUCCGGGUCGAUGGACAACACGGUCAAGAUCUGGGACUUGGCGACGGGCAAGUGCCUCCAUACGCUGACUGGUCACACGUCGCUCGUUGGCCUGCUGGGCCUGUCGCCCAACCGGAUCGUUUCGGCUGCCGCGGACGCCUCGUUAAGAGUGUGGGACGCCAACACGUACGAACUCCAACACACCCUGUCGUCACACGCGGCGGCCAUCACGUGCUUCCAGCACGACGAGACCAAGGUCGUAUCCGGGAGCGACGGCACGUUGAAGCUCUGGGACAUCAAGACGGGCCGUUUCAUCUGCGAUCUGAUCACUGGCAUCUCGUCCGUGUGGCAGGUCGCGUUCUACGGCAACUUGCUGGUUGCCGCGUCUAACCGCAACGGCAAUACUGUAUUUGAUGUGUUCGACUUUGGAAAGAAGAGUGAGGUGGACCAUUCCGGGAUCGACGACGACAAGCUCGACCUGCUGCGCCGUGCGCCCUGGGAACGGGGGAACCCACACGAACCGCAGACCUACCAGGUUGAGGACGAAGGAGGGGACGACGAGGACGUGUUCUGUGUUGGGACCGAGGACGCGCUCUCUCCAAAGACGCACGAGAAAUGGCGUGCGAUGAGCGUCCGUUCACAACGGCCAGUGCGCCGCGGCCGGUCGCGCGUGGCCUCCAGCGGUCCCGGCGAUGGGCAGGGCUCGAAGCGCGCCUUUCGGCUCGGCGUCGCGUUCGGCGACCGCGGGCGCGAGGGUGACCGCCUGUCUACGCGCGAGGUGGGCGACCGCCUCUCCAGAGUACGCAGUGAGCCUGGCGCCACACGCACACGGGUAGGACCAUGGACGCAGACGCAGAUGUUCCAGUCUGCCGAGGCCAGCGGGAGUGGGAGUGCGAGUGGGAGUGGGACGGCGAGUGGGAGUGGGGCUGCGAGCGCGCCUGGCGAGGGCGAAGACGAAGGCGAAGGCGAGCUGGGGCUGUUGGAUGUCGACGUCAACAUGGGCAGGGAGGUCGAGUAG